CAGCUGCAAAUGCAGCAUGGGUGCCUGAUAACUGAGUGACACCCAAGCUUGCUGGUUUUCUUGGCCUGGUCCUUUGGACCAUGAUUUCGCUCAUCCUCCUGGUUCCGUUGAAUUAGAUCUUAUCCUAUGGACCAGGAGGACUAUCUGUCUACACUCAGGACUAUGCUGUCGAGACGCUGCGGUGUGUCCCGCGGUUAUUGGCUGUCUGUUACUCGAUGGUUCGAUCAAAGUCACUAGGUGAGGAGGAUGAGGAACUUUUAGCUGCCCCUGUCGUGGAUGAUAGGCACUUAAGGUCUACUCUUGCUGUGGUCUCAAGGAUUGUGAAGUUGCUGGAUCUAGUGGUUGCUGCCCAUGGACGUUCUCCAGAGGAUGAGGAGUGCAGAGAUUGGGUGGUCCAGUUUGUGGCUAGCCUGCCUGUUCUGCAUCGCAGACUGAGGUGGAGUGUGCCACCUUUUUCAGCAGGCGCGGGCCCUCUUGCCGAGGAAGUUCGAAGCCUAGAUGCAUCGCAUAGCCAACCACCCCUGAUUGGACUUGUGGAAGAUGCAAUUCAUCUGGCACAGAGAGUAGUGUCAAACGAUCUCACACUAAUGAUCAAUCUCAAGCUAUAUGUUGCUGCAUCGAUUCUGGAGGCGUUUGGCAAUGCAAGAGUGUUUGCACAGCAGCAGGGGCUGCUUCAUACAGGUGCUUGUAACCAUUUCCAGUGCUGUACGCUCCCAAUUGCAUGCUCCCCACAAGUUGUGAGUUAUGCUCUGGAGAUGGCCCGUGAAUUGUGCUGCCACACUCUUCCUCUCCCGGUCACACAUGUGGAUGGCCAAUCCCAAUCUAUGAAAGCAGCUCCCAGUUUUCUUCUUCGGCGAACAAUGUCAUCAGCAUCUCGGGAGUAUGUGCUGCAUGGGGAGAGAUUUGACUUUCACAAGCUGAGGACCAGAGAGGAAAGAAUACCUGUUCUGCUGCCGUUGGGAGGGCCCUGGUUAGAGAACUGGCUGCAGUUGAUGUCAAUGCUCCACAUGUGGGGAAUGCCACUUUGUCUUGGGUCUGUCAGGGAGGCUGAGAAAGCAGGGUCAGAGCAAAGUGAGGAUGAGGUAGUGGGUAUGGCAGGCUGUGAUUCAGCGACAGUGGCUAGUGAGGAUGAAGUGUGGUUUGCAGACCUGUUUUCGGAGACUGGGAGGCAGUCAAUGGGUGGAGGGAGCGUUGGGGAUGUUUCUCUCCAGCAGAGUGCCUCAUUUAGAAAAGGUUUGGAAACUGGUGCAGGUGGGAACAUGUGGAUGCUUGCUGCACUUCGUCUUGUGUCAUUCUUGAGGGACUGUGUUUUCAACCCGCUCUGGGAUUUGGACAUGUGCAGGAGUGCGUGCUUAUCCCUGAGCAAGGAGGACAUUGAUGCAUUGCUCCGUACUUAUGCAUCCUGCCGGCAACUCUUAGGAUCAGAUACCUCCUCCACAGGCCAUGUCUCAAACAAUCGCAGAGAAGGUGAUCAAGAUGCAGAAAAUAUCAAAAAGUUGGUUGGACAGUUUGCAAAGGCACUUUACUCGUUGCUCUUCUCAAUAAUGCAGAAGGGGAUCCUCACAGAUGACGUGCAGCUGCACUUUGUAAACUCUGUUCUCAGUGAGGUUGAUGGUGAGGAAGGCCAGACACCUUCUGAAGAGAUGAUACUUCUGGUAGCAAGAUUGCUUGUGAGAAGAGUCAAGGAGCGCGGAAAUGUGCGAGAGAAGCUGAAGCAUCAUGGUGAGGAGGAGCCUGAUGGUCUUGUAUGGGCCGUUGUGGAGGGCUCUAUCUCUCACUUACAGGAUCAGUGGGAGAACGUCGUUGCUCUGACAGUGGGAAGGGGGCAGUCUGUGCAUCUUGAGAAAGAGGUACUUGCCCUACCAUCUCUUUUACAUAUGGAGGUUGUGGUUCUUGCAUACCACUUCAUAGGGCCUUCUGGGCGUUCCAGAGCCCUCUCACAUCUACUUGGGGUUCUACAGAAGGGAACUGACCUUGCAGAAAAGAGCGGGACAUCCUUGGCCACAGAGGGGCCCAUCAUUUCUGUUUUUCGUCUGGUUGCAGCCAGGUUGGUUCUGUUGCUCAGAUACAUGCUAGUCUACUUCGACAGCUUUCCCACUUGGCUGCUAACCGAUAUGCAGCGCUACCUAAGAUACACACCUGAUGACUCCUGUCUUGUCCCUGGCCCUGGUGACGUCUUUUCCAGACCUGGUGCAAGUGAUCCAACAUUUGGGUCAUGGGCAUCCAUAUUGGGUGUGAGUGUUGCAGACGAUUCUCAAAGUGUCGAGGCUGGGUUGGAUGGACGGACGCUGGGAAUGCUUUUUGAAAUGGGUGAUGCGCAGGAUGCAGAAGCCACUUUGCGCGACAGUGGAGCAGCACAGCUGGAAAAAAUUGGAUGGAAUGUAGAUUUAGCCUGGCAUUUGCUUUGCAGGAUUCUAAAGGUUGGACGGAGUAGAAGUGGCCCCCAGAGUUUACUGGAUCUGCUAGUGGAGAGGUAUCUCUUUCAUGCCUGUUGGAAGUUUCUGAUCAACCUUCCCAUAUCUGAUGGAAUGCGGGGUGGAUUCAUGGAUGAGGCAUGGUGGUGUGCAUGUGAGGGAUCAGGCAUGGUGGUGUUGGCACGCCUUGGAAGGUUUGCCAAGGCAUGCAUCUUAAAUGAGGAAGAAUUUGAUGCCUCAACUGUCAUUGCAUGCUUUAGGGGUGUCUUGGUUGAGCUCAAAAGUGUACUCAUUGGCAACAAGGAGAAGGUGAAUGAAUGGCGGCUUUUGGAAUGGAGUGCAGUAGCUGACUGCUUAUGUCGAUUCAUGCAUGUGGGUUACAAACAGAUAAUAGGGCAGCCAACAACAAUUCAACCUUCUGGUUGUCAGGCAAUGUGCGACCCCUAUCAUAGAAACAGAAAAUCUCUAAGUGUAGGACCAGGUGGGGAGUCCAUUAUUGCAAUGAUUGUCAAUGAUGCACAUGGCUCAGAGAUUAUCGAGCUUCUUUCCUGUGUUCUGGUGUGGUUCAAAAACCAGACGCUUGCCGCAGUUCAGUCAGCUGUUGAAAGCAUUAUGGAGGAUGGAGGUAGGGGUAACAGUAUGGCCGUGAUGAUGAUGCUUCAAGCUGGGAUCAACAGGAAUGGUCUCCAGCACCUGCCUAGGAAGCUGGUUGACCAGAUGCAGCGGCUACUUCGGUGGAACUCUGCAAUGACAUGGGACAAAGAGGUUGCAAGUCUUGUGGCAUCCAAAGAAGGCUGCGAUUUCAGAGAUGGUAAAAAUGUUCAAUCUGUGCUGUUAUCAGGCCUGUUGCAUGGGUUCUCGCCCAUGGCCAAUGAGAGGAGUGCUGCAGUUGCUUCUUGUUUGCAGGUUCUGUCUUCAAUCACCGGGGCUAUUUGUGGCUGGUUGAAUGCUACUAAGAAAAUGAGGCAUGCCGGGGACAGAGCACAGGAAACAGAAGAAGAAGAAUGGAAGGUGAAGAAGAGGAUUCUGCCAACCAUGAUGACCUUUCAGCAGAAUUCUGUAUUUGAGGUGUUGAGUGGCAGCUGCCAAUCGAUGCUCUCUAAGGAUGAGCUCUUUGCCGCUAGAGAUGUAUAUGCUCUUAUAAACAUAGAGUCCAUCUUCAGACAGCUUGAAUCUCUUGGGGAUGAUGUGGCUGUAGAGUGUAUUGUUGUUUUUUGUGUUAAGAUCAUGGAGGAAAUGUGGGGAAAUUCUGCUGGGCAAAUGUGGCUGUGCAGGUACUUUUUCGAAAGCAAUAACAAAGGUGACAACAAGGCAGGCAAUGGCAUUGUGAACAUUCUGCCACUGGGAACUGGUGAAUUCUCAUCACUAUUCCAUAUUCUUGAAUGGAACAAGAAUGAGUCGGUGAAUGUAAAUGUCUUGCACCUUCUUACUGGUCUGUUGAAGGGGUCGGGAGUGCAGGAGGCAGUGGAAAGUAGUCAUCCAUACUCAGCGGUGCGAUGGAAAAGGCUUGCACUUGGUUUUUGGGAAAUUAUGGAGAAGAAACUAAUGAGUAUGGAGAGAGAUGAGCUUGCACUCUGGAUUGAGGAUAGGCUUAUUGGAGUCAUGGUUGAAAGGGCGGUAGAGAACGAUGCCUGUGUUGGUGUGUCCCAAAGGAUUGCCUCAUCUACUGUGAGAAAUGCGACUGUGGAGUUUAUUGAUGUUCUUGCCAAAGGGCCUUUUGAGGAAGCUGGUGGUUCGGUGAGUGCAGAGAGGAUAGAGAAUUUGAGGAAUCACAUUCUGUCAGCAAUGCUAUCACACCUUGAAUCUGCCUUUUUGUUUGCGGAUGUAUCCUCUGUUAAACCAUUUUUCCAAGAGGUUGUAAAGCUGGCAGUCGGAGUGGGGCCUGUGAAGCAAGUGGUGGCAACGGUGGUUGGCAUUCUGAAGAGGUUUGUGGAGCAGUCCACGUCCAGUGACCGGCUUGAAGGGCUCCAACCUCUGCUGUUAUUCCUGGCAUGCUGUUUGGCCAGCUGUGGAAGCGGGGAUGGAAAAGUUUGUGGGAGAAAUCUAGCAGGCUUGGGAGUGAGGGGUGAAGAUGGAUUUGGAGGUGAACCACCUCAUGGCUUUGACGUUGGAUUUGGCAAGGUGGAGCCCACAGCUACUGCACCAGGAAGCAGAACUGAAGUUGCAGUUGGUGGAAAUGGGGUGCAGUGGGAAAGGAACGCCCUAACUGCUGUUGAUUGUGAAGCUGUUUCUGUUGAUGAGGAAGAGGACGAUGCAAUGUCCGACGGAGAGGCAACAAGUGGAAUGGAUAAGCUAGAUGAUGAUGAUGAUGAUGAAGAGGACAGUGAGCGUGCCCUGGCAUCCAGUGUUUGCACGUUUACGUACAGUGGAAGCAAUUUCAUGGAGCAGCAUUGGUACUUCUGUUACACAUGCGAUUUGACCCAUUCAAAAGGGUGUUGCUCGGUCUGUGCCAAGGUAUGUCAUAAAGGGCACAAAGUUGUGUAUUCGAGGUUGAGCCGUUUCUUUUGUGAUUGUGGUGCCACUGGGGUGAGGAGCAAUGGUUGUAUUGCAUUGAAGCCAAGAAAGUAUGUGCCACCUCCGAAGGCGCCUCCACCUCCUAUAAGUGAUGGCGGCUCAGUGCAGUCCCGCGGGCUGCCAAGUUCGGCUGUGCAGACUGCUGGUGGAGUGGGGAGGCUUAUUGGGCAGUCUCCAGAAAGUGACUCCGACACUGAGGAGGAGGAGGUUUCAUCCCUAGGAAUAAUUGGAAGUGAGGCGAAGAACAUCUUUGGAAUGACUGUUGCAGUGUUAAUAAGCCCAGAGGAAGAGGCUGCAAUGAUGGAGGAUCUGUGUAGGCUUGAUUUGGAAGGGAGUGUUCUUGCCCUAUCACGGAGACUGAUUUCUGCACUUGAUAUGAAGGAUCGGGCCAUGAGGGGUCUGGAGGAGGUUGAGGUGGAAUGGUCCGAGGCGAAGGUGCUUGAGUGGAAACUAGAUGUUCUGACUCUGAGGAAGGCUUACAAGGCAGGAUCUCUGGACAUGAAGAUAAAAGCAGAGUAUCCGAGCGCAAGGGAGUUAAAGAACCAACUAGGAAAUGGUUUCCUGUACAAAUCAGUUCUAAGUAUUAGUAGGAGGGGGAAGCUUGCUGUUGGGGAAGGUGACAAGGUGGCAGUCUUUGACGUUGGUCAGCUGAUUGGGCAGCCAUGCACAUCUGUUGUUGCGUUUGAGAAGGCAGCCGUGAAGCGACUGUCCUGCAAUGCAGUGCGGUUUGAAGUCGUUCAUGUUGAGUUCAAUUCCCUGAACGAGAGUUAUCUUGCUGUCGCCGGAUUUGAGGAGUGCCAGGUUUUUACUCUAAGCUCCCGUGGAGAGGUGGUUGACAGACUUGCUGUUGAACUGGCACUCGAGGUUGGCACCUUCAUCAAGCGGAUAUCAUGGGUUCCAGGCUCACAAGUGAAGCUCAUGGUGGUCACAAACAGGUUCGUAAAGAUCUAUGACCUGUCAAUGGACAACAUCAGCCCAGCUCAUUAUGUGACAGUUCUUGAGGAUACAAUCCAGGAGGCAGUUUUGAUCCAGGAUAUGGUCACAGGAAGUCUUGUUGCAGCAGUACUUUCGAACCAAGGUGUGCUCUUUGUUGAACAACUACCUGACAAGGGAGAGAAUGGAGAAGAGGGCUCUGGGGCACAUAUUCUGACCGAGACUAUUCGAAUGCCAGAGUGCCUCGCCGCCGCAGGUAAGGGCCUGUCCUUGUUUUACAGCUCAUUUUCACGGCUGCUUAUUGUAUCUUUCACCAAUGGGCAGUGCAUCAUUGGAAAGGUUGAUGGACGUGGCACGGGGCUGGUGGAUGCUUGCUGCAUCCUAGAGAAGCAGAAAGAUGAGCUGACCACUACAGGGAAAGUUGCCGGGGAUGGUUGUGGUCUUCACCAUUGGAAGGAGAUGUUUGAUGGGUAUGGUCUGUUUGUCUGUUUAUCCAGCUUGAAAGGGAAUUCAGCAGUCGCUGUUCGGGUGGGAAGGGCAGGUAUUGAGGUGCAGCACUUGAGGUCUGGGAGUGCUUCCUCGGUGAGAGUGGAUGGGCUGGCAGCCUAUCGAUCGAUGUCCAGAGAUCGCAGCUAUGUGCUCAUUCUGAAUGACGAUGGUAGCUUACAAGUGUAUUCAUACUUCCCACCGUGGGCACGCGAAGGUGUGCUGAAAGAAGGGGCUUUGUUACAGCAAUGUACUGGAGGCGAGGGAGAGGUGGUGGGCCGGGGAUUUAGCGCAGGAGAGCUUGGGGAGAUCGAGCAGUUAAAAAGGCGUGCAGCUGCUUUGCUGAAUGGGAGAGGAGCUCUCGGGCUUGGAGUGCCAUCUUGUCCAAUUGACUUCUUUGAGAGGACAGGAUGCAUCACAAGUGAUGUGAAGUUCAGGGGAGAUGCUGUCAGAAACAAUGAUCCGGAAGCUAUCAAACACAACCUUGUGGGAGAGGAAGGCUAUGUGGAGAGUUCGAGUCCUGCUGGUUUCAAGGCGGCGAUGACCAAUGAGUUUCGUGCAAUGUUGGACUGGUUCGUGCUGGUCUACUUAGACGAUAUUCUCGUCUACAGUCGGACAUUUGAGGAUCAUCUUGGACAUCUUCGACGAGUGUUGGAGACGCUCCGUCGUGCCAAGUACAAGGCCAACCGCGACAAGUGCGAAUUUGUCCGGCAAGAGCUGGAAUACUUGGGCCAUUUUGUCACACCGGAGGGCAUCAGCCCGCUAUCGGAGAAGAUUCAGGCCGUCCAAGAGUGGCCGGAGCCUCGGAACGUCACGGAUGUCCGCUCGUUCCUCGGUCUUACCGGCUACUAUCAGCGCUUCAUCAAAGGCUACUCCAAGAUUGCGGCCCGCUUGAUCAAGCUUCAGUGCGAGGAUAGGUCGUUUGACUUUGGAGAGGAGGCGCGGGGAUCAUUCCUCGCUCUCAAAGCCGCACUAUUGUCUGCGGAGGUCUUGCGGAUAUACGACCCGCUCGCGCCUACACGUGUCACUACGGAUGCAUCAGGCUAUGGCAUUGGUGCAGUCCUCGAGCAACAUGAUGGUGUGGACUGGCACCCGGUCGAGUACUUCAGCAAGAAAGUGCCACUCGUGCAUUCCAUUGACGAUGCACGCAAGAAGGAGCUCCUCGCCUUUGUAACGGACAACAAUACGUUGGUCUUCUACAAGACCCAAGACACCGUCAACAACACCAUCGCUCGAUUGAUGGCUUUCAUCGACCAGUUCGACUUCUUUCCCGAUCACAUUCCCGGGAAGUCGAACCGUUUUGCGGAUGCUCUUUCACGGCGUCCGGAUCAUUGUACCGCGGUCUACUCGACUUUUGAGAUUGACGAUGACCUGCGGAACAGCUUCAUCCGCGGCUACCAAGCCGAUCCCGAGUUCCGCGACGAGUACGCGAAUUGUUCCUCUCCUAAUCCGGCUCCUUCUCACUACCAGAUCCAAGAGGGGUACUUGCUUGUCCACACGCGGGGGAAGGACCUUCUUUGCAUACCGAGUGAUCCUCACUUGCGUACACGGCUUCUUGGCGAGUUCCACGACGCUCCCGCCACUGGACAUUUUGGAGUCAAUCGCACGAUUGGCCGACUUCGCCAGCGAUUUUGGUGGCCCGGCCUUCUCGGCGACGUCACGUGCUAUUGUGAGUCAUGCGAGGUUUGCCGACGCUGCAAAUCCCGCAAGCACCGUCCGUACGGCGAGUUACGACCAUUGCCAGUCCCGUUGAGGCGAAGGGAAGCGAUUGCCAUGGACAUCACCGGCUUGUUCCCCAAGCACAAGACCGGAGUGGAUGGGAUUCUCACAGUGGUCGACCGACUCACCAAGUUCGCCAUGUUCUUGCCUUGUCGCUAUCAUGCCAAGGCACCGGAGUUGGCCGAGGUUCUGUACGCCGGUUGGAUUCGCACCAAGGGUUACCCCAAGGAGAUCGUCUGCGACAGUGACACUCGGUUCAUUGGUGAAGGUGAACUUGACAGGAUUGAGGAGGAUUUGAGGAAGAUGAAAGCGGAGGAGGAGGACGAUGACGAGGUGGACGGGGACGAGGGCGAGGCGAAGUACUACGAUAUGGUAGCGGAGGAAGAAAAAGAAAAGGUCAAGGAGGAGGAAAAGGAGGAGGUGGAGGAGGUGGAGGAGGUUGAUGAGGUGGAAAAGGAAGAAGAGGAGGAGGAGAAGGUGGAGGAGGUCGACAGGUGGAGGAGGAAGAAGACAAGGAGGAGGAGGAGGGCGUUGGACACGUACCAGGGCGAUGGUGUUCUCCCUGCGACGGCUGCAUGGUCUGGAGCAGCAAGUUUGGUUGUCCUGGCCGGCGGUUUGACGACGUUCGUUCCCUGCAAAAGGCUUGUUCUUGCGAGUGAGCUCGUGGAGGGGGUAGGAUAUCUCAGAGAAGUCGCGGAUGAAGAGGCGGUAGUAGUUGGCAAGAUCGAAGAAGUAGCAAAGUUGCAACAAGGUCGUAGGUGGGGUCCAUGCGGAUACCAUCAGCGGAUACAAUGUGGCCGAGGUAUUCUACGCUUGAAGGAACAAAAGUGCACAGACUUCGAGAAGGUAUCGUCAUAUGUGAUUCAUAGUAGACUGGAAGGUCAUUGGGGCAUUUGUGAGGCUAGAAGGCAUCACAAGGAACUUGUAAUGAGAGCGGAUGACAUCCUUAUGAGUAUCCUCUUCGCGAAUGCGGAUCUGGUGGAACUUGUAAUGCUCAAAGUGAGAGCGGAUGACAUCCUUAUGAGUAUCCUCUUCGCGAAUGCGGAUCUGGUGGAAGUCGCUCCGGAGGUCGAUCUUUGUGAAGUACUUGGUUCCACGGAGUCGAUCAAGAAGCUCGGAGAUGCGAGUUCACGGGUGAGGCUACCGACGGACUGGGUGUGCAUAGGGGACACGUUGAUACUGGAAGACUCGGUAAUGGGGGUGGUGGGGGGUGAUGCGCCUGUGGUGGCAGUGGUGGCAGCAGAAGUGGCAGCAGUGGAUGAGGCGGCAGCGGCUGAAGUGGCAGCAGCGGAUGAGGCGGCAGCGGCUGAAGUGACAGCAGCGGAUGAAGUGGCAGCAGCGGAUGAGGCGGCAGCAGCUUCAGCAGCUUUGCACGAGGUGUUGAUAAUGGUGCUCAAUUCGAACUCGAAUCUGGUGAUGGUGGGAUGCCGCAUUCAGGUGGGAAACUCAUCACCAAGCCACAUUCCAAGUGAGGUGCGUGUGUUCCAGAGAACCAUAAAGCUUGAAGAAGGUGUUCGGCGAUGGUAUGACAUUCCAUUUACAAAUGCAGAGGCAAUCCUAGCCGACAAGGAUUUUACCCUGACAGUGGGUCCAACUUUCAGUGGAUCGACCUUGCCACGGCUGGACUCUGUCGAUGUGUAUGCACGACCAAAAGACAAGUUCGGGUGGAAAGAGAAACUGGAGGCGCUUCAUGAAGUUGACUUGUUGGGCCUUGUUGCUGGGGGAACGAAUGGGGCAGGUAGUGGAGGAUGUGGAGGUGCAACAGGGAAAGCUGGUUCAGCAGUUACAAAGAAUUGCACGCUUGCAGCCGCUGCCUCGCCUCUGGAGAAAGCAGUCUGUGCCUGUUUUCAGGUGCUUUUCUUGUACUACUCAGCUGUUGUGAGUUCUGGACAGAACCUGAACCAGCGGCCAAGCAUCAAGGUGAACUUUGCAGAGCUAUGGGCUACCAGAGCUUCCACAGUUUCUGAAGCGAGAGUAGACUGUUUAGUUGUCCUGGAGCCAGUGCUUGAGAAUGAUCGUCAGCCAGUGCUGCAAGCUUCUGCAAGACGGGUUCUGAAAGCUCUGUUUCCUGUCAAAGCCAUCUACUAUCAGGCAAGGGAUGCGAUGCGAUUGGCAGGACUAGCUCGAGCAAUACCCCUGAUUGAGAGCAAGGCAAUGGUGGGGAGUGGAGGAAGCGUCUGGGCUUUUCAAGAAUUCAAAGCGCAUAUGGCUGCAAUUGGAAGAAUUGCGGUCAAGCGACAGGCAAAUUUGGGAGACUAUUUGGACAAAAAUGGCUGUGAGAUGAUCUGGAAGGUAUUCAACCUGUUCUGGGUGCUUUUGGGGGUGAGCCAGGUGGAAACAAACGAUCUCAACGGCCUUGUCUUUGCAGUGGUGGACGUCCUCUAUGGAUAUGCAGAAUACCUUUGUUGUUGUGGAUCAGCUAACGAUGAAGCACAUGCUGAUCUGGGGCCUGUUGUAAGCAUGAUGCGGCAAUUGUUAUUCGCCCGAAAUGAGGCAGUGCGAGCAGCAAGCAGUCUGGCCCUGUCAUCUCGGCUUUUGCAGCUGACAGUUGCAUUGCCCACCAUGCUGCCAAUGGAGGAGAGUUCUGUGAAGUCACACAUGGCAACAGAUGGUGGAGAAAGCAUACACAGCCAAGGGUUGCCAGAGGAGGAUCCAUCCAUGCAGUCUGUUCAAUAUUGUUGUGAUGGGUGCUCUCUGUGCCCUAUCACUCACAGUCGCUGGCACUGCACUGUAUGCCCAGAUUUUGACCUCUGUGAUGCAUGUUAUGCAGCAGCAGAUGCAGACCUGCCUCCUCCACACAGGAGGGACCAUCCAAUGACCGCUCUCCGCAUAGAUUCUGUAGAGGCGAUUGAGGGUGGGGACGAUGCACCUGACCGGCCUGAUCCAGGUGCAGAUGAUCAUCUCAGCAGGUACUCCUCCAUGGAAGAUGUUUCAGAAGAAGGAUUGCUGCAGCUUGCUGCAGAACUCCGGAUGCACAUAAACACACCAGCUCUACAUCGUGAAGGAGAUAGUGCUGGAGCAGGAACUACGGGUGUCGCUUCAAGGGCAGUGCCGUCUUUUGGGAGCCCCCCAAAUGCAAUGGCGACUCCAGGAACUGGACAGGAGAAGAAGGAGGGCAAGGCAAAAGCCGAUGACUGUGGUGACGCUGGACUUCCAGGGAACGCAUCGGUGAGUUUUGCAGUUGAAUCAUCCCUAUCCAAGGGAAAGGUUGUCCGAGAAAUUCUGCUGAAGCAGUUUGUUGAGGAUAUGUCUUGGAUGCAUCAGCAUUCUGGUGCCGUGGCUAUCCCGGCAAUGCGACUGAUGUUCUCUCUCGCCUCUGCUGCUUCAAGCCCAUUGGUUGACAGUCAGUAUGUUCCGGGUUGGAUGUCAAUGGAGGGGAAGCUUGAUCUAGAAAAGUUGGUUCACCUCAUGCUUGAUCAAUUAAACUUGUCAGUCCCUUUACAUGUAGAAUCACGAUCCGACUUCGGCGAGGUUGCAAUCUUAAUGUUUAUGUUCUUCUCACUUCUCCUUCGCCAUCGGCGUAUGCCUGCAACUAGCUGCAGCUCUGAAGGUACUUCAAACAAGGCAGGAGGUGGCAAGGAGGUGAUCGGGAUGGUUCUUCCAAGUGAGCCUUUUUCAAAGAUGUCCAAGGAUGGUGCAUCCUUCAGUGAUGCAGAAUUGGAUGGCACUCCUGGAAUGGCCCGAGUUGGCUUGCCCUGGGAACGUGCAUGUGCUGUCUUGAGACAGCAAGAGUUGGUGAACUAUCUUCACUCCAUCCUGAAGCGCUUGGGUCCUGCAUUUAAGGGUUCAACGAGGAUGUCAGGGUCUGACUGGGGAACAGGGGAAGCAGCUGGAACAGGUCCCUCAUGCGGGUCACUUCUUGUCAUUCGUCGAGAAUUUGCAGCUGGAAGUUGUUCACCAUUCUUUUCUGAUUCAUAUGCAAAGUCACAUCGUGAGAAUUUGUUUCAGGACUUCUUCCGUCUCAUGCUGGAAAGUGUGUUCCGCCUUGCAUAUGGGCUAGUGAGGAUUGAAAAAGAGGCGGGUGAAAAGGGCCUCUCAAAGGUUAGUGGCAAAGGUGCUAUGAGCAGGAUGGCCAUCUGCCUUGAUGGAUGGGAAGAGGUUCUCUGCUUCUAUAUCAAUAAUCAGCAGGCAAGCUUUGUACGAAAGUAUGCCAGGCGAUUGCUUGUUCAUGUGUGCGGAAGCAAGGGGCAGUAUUACAAAGUAAGGGACAUGUGGCAGUUGGGAUGUGAAGUGCGGAGGUUGUACAAGAUGGCAAAGAAAUCGAGGGGUUUGCAAGAUCCACUUUCAUAUGAGAGGAGGGUCAAGCUUGUCAAAUGUUUGACGGUGAUGGCAGAGGUGGCUGCCUCAAGGCCAUGUAACUGGCAAAGAUUCUGCUUGAAGCAAUCAGAUACUCUGCCCUUUCUUUUUGAUGCAAUCUAUCGCCUUGGGGAGGAAAGUGUAGUGCAAGCUAUGAAACUUCUCACGCUGGCAUUUCAUUCAGGGCAUCCAUUACAAGGGGCAAAGGGUGGGGAUGAUGGGCCUUCCAGUCCUAAAGGUGUGCUGGAGGAGAAGAAGAAGAAGAAGAGUGGGAAAGAGAAGACUAUUGGCAGCAGUGCUGAGGAGGCUGUUGAGGUCGGAUCACAUGACAGGGAAAGGGCCGUCCAGGACAUGGCGCAGGUCACAGAGCUAGUGGUGAGGGAGGAUGGUAAGGUCAUUUCUCAUUUUAUUGACAUAUUCUUGCUUGAAUAUAAUGUGGCAAGUGUCAGGUCUGAGGCUCAGCUGAUGCUCCAGGGUGCAUGGCAUCAUGGGAAGGCUGCCUUCCGGUCCUUGCUUUUGAUGACAUUGUUGGAGAAGAUACCAUCCCUGCCAGCAUAUGGUCAGAACAUUGGCGAGUACACAGAACUGCUGAAGGUUCUCCUACGGAAGGGGUCUCCAAUUGGGUCGGGAGUCGCGGAGGAAGAAGCAAUUGUGCAGUCCUGUGUAACAAAUGGAGUGCUUGACUCACUACUCCAUGCCUUGCAAUCACAAAAUGAGCUACUUGCGAAUCAUCCAAAUUCCAGAAUAUAUAACACUCUCCGCAGUCUUGUCGAGUUUGAUGGAUACUAUCUCGAGAGUGAGCCAUGCCCGGCGUGUAGCAGCCCAGAGCUGCCCUACUCACGGAUGAAGCUUGAGAGCUUGAAGAGUGAGACAAAAUUUACAGACAACAGAAUCGUGGUCAAAUGUCUCGGAAGCUUUACCAUCCAGAGUGUAACCAUGAAUGUGCAUGAAGCACGGCAGUCUAAAUCUGUAAAGACUGUGAACUUGUAUUACAACAAUCGUCCAGUGUCAGACCUAUCUGAACUAAAGAACAACUGGGGGUUGUGGAAGCGUGCAAAAACUUGCCAUUUGGCUGCUGGCCAGCUUGAACUGAAAGUUGAGUUCCCCAUAGCCAUCACUGCCUGCAACUUCAUGAUUGAACUGGAUUCCUUCUAUGAGAAUCUCCAGGCAUCAUCACUCGAGAGCCUUCAAUGCCCCAGGUGCAGCCGUUGUGUAACAGAUAAACAUGGUCUGUGUGCAAACUGUCAUGAGAAUGCAUACCAGUGUCGGCAGUGUCGCAACAUAAAUUAUGAAAACUUGGAUUCAUUUUUGUGUAAUGAAUGUGGCUACAGCAAAUAUGGACGUUUUGAGUUCACAUUUAUGGCAAAGCCUAGCUUUACAUUCGAGAGCAUGGAGAAUGACGAGGAUAUGAGAAAAGGCUUGGCUGCAAUGGAAGCUGAGUCAGAGAAUGCACACAGAAGAUACCAGCAGCUUCUGGGUAUCAAAAAGCCGUUAAUGAAGCUGAUUUCCAGCAUUGGAGAUACCGAGAGUGGAGACUCGUCAAGUUCUCCUACACCUGCAUCAUCUCAUCACCAACAUCAGCAGCAGCCACAACAGCAGCCCCAGCAACAGCACAACCAUCACCAUCACCAACAUCAGCAACAGCAGUUACUGCAGUUGCAGCAGCAGCAGCAGCAGCAGCAGCAGCAGCAGCAGCUCCAUAAGGGUGAUACUGUGCAGCAGAUCUAUGGCACCCUUCAGGGUUCUUCUGCCUCCUUUAAAAUAAACAGGAAGAUUGCAAUCCUGGGUGUGCUUUAUGGGGAGAAAUGCAAGCAGGCAUUUGAGUCUGUCAGCAAAAGUGUCAGGACCUUGCUCGGAACAAGGCGUGUGCUGAUGUCAUACCUGGAGAGGACAAGGGGCUCUGAUGGACCAAGCAGUGUGCCAUUGGGAUUGAAGGAAUUAGCUCUUCGGCCUCCAAAUAAGUGCUUCGGCUGUGCAAACACGUUCGUUGCACAUUGCCUGGAACUGCUGCAGGCACUUGCAGAGCAGCCUAACUGCCGUCAUAAGCUGGUUGCUUCAGGGACUCUUCGUGAGCUCUUUGAGAACAACAUCCACCAAGGCCCGAAGACAAUGCGAGUGCAUGCUCGUGCUGUUCUGUGCCUGUUUACGGAGGGUGAUCCCUCUGCUGUCAGGGAACUGAACCGACUGAUAAGUGAGAAAGUUUUGUACUGCCUGGAACACUACCGUUCAAUGGAUGUCGCUGCUUGUGUCAGGGAUGAUUUUCAACUCCUUGCUGAAACCUGUAUGCUUGUUGACAACUGUUGGGAAGAGAGGCGCCGUCUUGUCCGUCAACUUCUUCUUCGUUCCAUUGAAGUUGGUGCAUGCCAUCCAGUUAUAUCAGAACAUAUCAUUCUUCCCUGUCUCCAGCUUGUUGCACAUUUCUGCAUACCUGCUAAACCUGCAUCACCUUCAGAACAGCGCACUCAAUUGAGUGCCGAUGAUGCUGUCAACGAGAGAUCUUCUCUUGCUCCACUGCCUAGCCGAUUGCAGCGUCCUCACCUGGCAACUAGGGUGUCUAGUGAAGUUGGGGAUAAAGUGGGUAGUAGUAAUUGGGAGCAGGUGAGCUCAAGUGGAAAAGGAGUGGUCCAUCGUCAAUUGUCCUCAAAAGAGGAGCCAAAAUUUGCUAGCAAGUCUCCAGGAAAAGGUGGGGAUACUGUUGUUAAGGAAGCACAGGUUCAUAACGCUCUUGCACUUAAGUACUGGCUAAGGUGGAGACAGAGGUUGGGUGCCAAGAAUGACAUGGACAUACUUGAGCAGUCGCCUUGGAUAAGGGAGCUGGUUCUGAGUGCCUGCUCUCAGGCCAUUCGCAGUGAGGUAUGUCGGCUUGUGGAGAUGUUAUCAGCACAAAGCGAGAGGAAGAGGCUUCUAUUCCUGGAUCUCAUGAUGCUGCUGCUUCCAGUUGCCAGGGGUGCUGGGGAGAGUGCAGCUGAGUACUUCGAACUUCUUAGCAAGAUGAUCGAUCCUGAAGAUACUCGGUGUUACCUAACAGUGAAGGGAUGUCUGCCCCAGUUAUGCGAAUUAGUAUCAGCGGAAGUGAAAAGGAUUGAGGAUCAGGAGGAAAGUUACUAUGCAGACAUCUCUCAAGGUUACACCCUUCAUAAACUGCUUGAGCUUCUGAGCAAGUUUCUGACAUUGCCAAGCAUUCGGAAACGGUUUGUUAAGCAAGGUCUUCUUUCACAGGUGCUUGAAGCCUUGCUGGCCAUGAAAGGUUUAAUUGUUCAGAAGACAAAGCUGACAGGAGAUUGUACAAGGCUGCUGAAGGACUUGCUGGAAAACAUGCUGCAGGAGAGUGAAGAGAACAAAAGGGAGUUCAUCCGUGCAUGCGUUGUAGGUCUGGAAAAAGACCGCAGCCUGGGACGCACACAGCUGUUCAUACUGGAGCAGCUUUGCAACAUAAUAAGCCCUAUUAAGCCAGAGCCGAUAUACUACUUGGUGCUGAAUAAAGCACACACACAGGAAGAAUUCAUUCGAGGUUCAAUGAACAAGAAUCCAUAUUCAUCUGCAGAUAUUGGACCUCUGAUGCGUGAUGUGAAGAACAAGAUUUGCCAGCAGCUUGAACUUCUAGGUCUGAUCGGUGAUGAUUAUGGAAUGGAGCUCCUUGUUGCUGGGAACAUUAUAUCCUUGGACCUUUCAAUACGGCAAGUGUAUGAGCAGGUGUGGCAAAAGGCACAGAGCGGACAGCCAGGUGUCAGCUCUCCUUUUAGGGAGGGCACACCUAUGACAGUCACAUACCGGUUGCAGGGCCUGGAUGGUGAGGCAACAGAGCCCAUGGUGGAUUCCUUGGAGGAUGACAGAGGAGAGGCACAAGAUCCAGAAGUCGAGUUCGCCAUUGCUGAAGUUAUGGCUAAGUGUGGCGGCUUAAAAGUUCUAUUGGACUUGAUGCAGAAUCUUGCAUAUGAUGAUUUGAGGGCAAAUGAGGAAGAAGUGGUGCUGCUCCUGAAGCUGCUUAAUUUAUGCUGUAAGAUACACACCAACCGUCGGGCCUUGCUUCAACUUGGUGCUCUUCGGUUAUUGCUGGAGCGAGCACGGAAGGCUUUUGUUAAUGAACAUAAUGGAGAGGUGGCAGAGAGCCUCCUUUUGAUCGUUGAGAGCCUUGUUGAGGAAGCAAAUGAAAGUGAAAUGUCUCUUGGAGAGGGAGGCUGUGGUGGGAUGGGAGUGGGUGUGGAAGCUGUCUCUGCUGUCAAGAUGUUCUUGGAGAAAUUGUCACCUCCGUCUACAAAGGCACAGCAUCGGAACACAGAUACAGUGGCAAGGAUCUUGCCAUACCUGACGUAUGGACAGGCCCCUGCUAUGGAGGUUCUGGUUGAGUAUUUUGUGCCUUUCUUGGACUUUGCAAAGUACGACAAGCUGAUGGUAGAAUAUGACAAGGUAAUGCAACACCAAGCAGAAAACCCAAAAGGUGAGAUGAUUGCGAAGGCUGCCUUCCACCAUCAUCUGGCUCUAGAAAGUUUUGUCAAGAUGACUGAGAGUAUAAAGCUGAAUCCAAGUGGCGAGAAGCUGAAGGGGCUUGUUAUGGAAAAGAAAAUCACUGUGAGAGCCAUACACCACUUGAUGGAAGCUUUUCCUGGGCUUGGUCCUGGUGGGCAAACUGCAGACUAUAAGGCGUCACCGGAAUGGGCUGCCGGCGUGUCUCUGCCUUCAGUGCCUGUCAUUUUGGGAAUGCUCAGGGGUCUUUCAAGGGGACAUAUCCCGACUCAAGAAUGCAUAGAAAGGGAGGGGUUGCUCCCUCUUCUUCAUGCUCUUGAGAGUGUGUCAGGAGAGAAUGACAUUGGUGCCCGUGCAGAGAAUCUUCUUGACACUCUGGCAGAUGAAAGCAAAGAUGGUGGGGUGUUGGUUGGGUCUCUUCAUUCAAGGGUAUGCCGUCUACGAGAAGCGACAAGGGAUGAGAUGAGGCGCCGUGCUCUCCGUAAAAGAGAGGAGCUCUUGAAGGAUAUGGGGAUGCAUCGGGAGCUGCGUGCAGAUGGUGGAGAGCGGAUAACACUGGAGGCAGCUCCAGCAAUCGAAGGAUUGGAGGAGGUUGAAGAGGAAGAUGCCGAGUUAUCCUGCAUGGUAUGCCGUGAAGGAUACAGAUUACGACCGUCGGAUAUGCUAGGUGCUUAUUGCUACAGUAAGCGAGUAAAUCUUGGUUUGCUUUGGGGAGGUCAGAGCAGCAGGUCUGAUUGGAUUUACAGCACAGUGAGUCAUUUUAAUAUCAUUCACUUCCAGUGCCACCAGGAGGCAAAGAGAGCUGAUGCUGCCCUGAAAACUCCAAAGAAGGAGUGGGAGGGUGCCGCUCUGAGGAACAGUGAGACACUGUGUAACAAUUUGUUCCCACUGAGAGGGCCAGCAGUACCACAGGCAAGCUACAUGCGCUGUGUGGAUAUGUAUUGGGACAACCUAAACUCUCUGGGAAGAGCUGAGGGUGGCCGGUUCCGGCUACUGGUUCACGACCUCUCCUGCCUACUUGGCCGGUUUGCUACUGGUGCAUCGUUUAGCGCUGACAGUAAGGGUGGUGGUCGUGAGAGCAAUUCCAGGUUGUUACCAUUCAUGGUGCAAAUGGGCGCUCACCUGUUGGAGCAGGGGGGCGCAGUACACUGCCGUGCUCUGCGGCGUGCUCUCAGCUCAUAUGUCUUGGCUGCAGAUGCAGAAAAUGGAACAGGUGUCACCGGGUUUGGAGGAGCUGUUGAUCAUGUAAUGGCCUCUCCUUCAAAGCUUGCUUCAGGUCUGGGUCUGGCAGGGCUCAUACCUCAAAUGACUCCUCCACCAAGCGGGCGGUCUACAGAGGAAAGUGUGCCGUAUGUGCUGGUCUUAACUGUGCUGCUGAUGUCAUUGGAGGAUUGGCAGAAACACCGUCGAUUGUUUUUGCAGAGGGCUAUGCAACAUGCAUAUAUUCAGGCUCGCCUUGGUAAACCUGUUCUUGCUGUGUCGCCUGGUCCGGGCUCUUCAGGAGCAACGGCAGCCUUGUCUGGGUUCGCCAAGCUUCUCCUUCGACCAACACCAAAACUAUCUGGCUUCCUCGGAUCCUCAGGUUCCCUGCAGGCUGAAGAAAAAUCAUUGCUGGGAGAUGCCAGGGAGGGUGACAGUGAGGCGGAGUCCAUGCAUAUGCAGCAGUUGUUCCAGAUUGUGCAUCCCAUGUUGACAUAUGUUGGUCUUAUUGAGCAGAUGCAUAGCUUUUUCAAGACGAGAGGACGGGCAGGCAGUUCUGUGCAGGCAGGGCAAGGAGAAACGCAAGGCGCAGCAGGAGCAAGAGAGGGGUGCGAAGGGCACAUUGAGGGGGAAGAGUCCUGGGAGAUGGUAAUGAGAGAGAGAUUGAAGGAUGUAAGCGCGCUGUUGGGCUUCUCCAGGGAAAUGCUUGAAUGGCUAGAAGAGAUGCAGGGGGCGGACGACCCACAGGAGGCAUUUGACGUGAUGGGAAUGCUGUCGGAUGCCCUCACGGGGGGAUCUACCUCUGACCAGUUUGUUCGGGAUGCCGUCUCUGCCAUUGGAAGAGGUUCCACAGCCAAACGAUAGUUUCCGUGGUGCUAGCCAAACGAUAGUUUUUGGGGCAAUGUUGGUGUUCGUCUCUUGGAUGUAAUUAGGAUCCACUGCAAGAGAGUGCAGGAUGAAACCAGCUCCGUGGUUUUACCCCCUGUGCCUCCAACACCUGUGUCCCAUAGUUGCGGUGGAGACGAUGCAGUAUCUUGUAAACCUGCACGUUUCUAUAUGAUUUUGGGUCUAUGGAGCAAAGGUCUCUGCGAUGAGUGGGCCCACCACCGGCAGUUGGUCAAUGGAGCAUAUAAUGUGGAUUUGAGGGUUGUUUUGGCAUGCCCUGGACGGCCUGCACCUCUCUGCAUUUCGAGUUUACAGGUAGGAAGGUGAUUUGAUUGGUUUUUGAAAAUGUAAUGUUUUUAUUCUGUGAAAUGUUUGUUGUUUAGAUAGGCCAGACACAGUUUGUAGAAUGUUGGUAUUUGAAGAAGAAUGUGUACUUGUAAAUACGGGCUGGAAAUAUGAGGUCAGACCAUGACGGAGAAUGCUGGGAGGACACAGCAGAGACACGAUGCCGAUGACCAUGGAAAGAGCCAGUGUGCACACCCUCUCCACUUUUGUCCACAACAUUAUGGAGGCCAUGGAGAACAAAGGAGGAAUGCUGGUCGCCUCACUGCUUAGUUUGUUUGGGGUGCGCUAAGGGAGGUUGGUAGCCGGUCACGGCAAUGUAUGGAAGAUGUGUUUUGGAUGAGGAUCACAUCUUGUUCCACUCGGCCCGUUUCAGUGAGCGUGUCUUCUUAGGAGCUUGUGUUGCAUUUCCUUUCUCAUCGUUCCCGCGUCUAGUUCUGGUGGACGUAGUUACCCUGGGAUGGAUGGAGGGUGUUCAGAUCGGUGAAUGCUGUGAAAUGUUGUGAUAGGUUGACAAAGCUGCCAUGAUGGUUCUAAUUUGGGCUAGCUGUAGGAGAUCUGGAUUGUAGAGAGCAAUGAUGUGGCUCAUUUACAGCCACUGAUUUUUUGGGGAGUUUCUGAAUUCUCAAAUAAUAAAAAUGGUUCGCUUUU
Messenger RNA from Chara braunii, 19904 nucleotides. NCBI's taxonomy places the organism in Eukaryota, Viridiplantae, Streptophyta, Charophyceae, Charales, Characeae. The record is from the annotation of a GenBank genome assembly.